Messenger RNA from Anguilla anguilla (European eel), 2092 nucleotides. RefSeq names its product basic helix-loop-helix family, member e23 (gene bhlhe23). The record is from RefSeq and is a predicted model, not a curated record. Bases 596 to 1279 code for a protein of 227 amino acids. Gene Ontology annotation, molecular function: protein dimerization activity. Lineage: Eukaryota; Metazoa; Chordata; Actinopteri; Anguilliformes; Anguillidae. The transcript has a single exon.
CAGCUACAUUUUCAAACGUCGAAAUAAUGAGGGGGGGGAACAAAAGUAACGGGAAAACUGCUUAUUGAUCAAAUAAAAAUAAUUACAAGUAAUACUAUGGUAUAAUGAUACCAUUUCGGUUGCUUUCUGUAGCAAUAAUAAUGAUAUUUGUUGAAAUUAGUACCAUACUGGCUUUUAAUCCUAUUAAUUAAAACGCCUCCCUGAUUGGACGGAUAGUUAAUCCCAGUGGGCUACACUUUCCUACUAACGCGCAAGUGGGACGGAGAACGAGUCACAAUCUGCCCAGGGCGAGGGCAAGACGCACUGCGAGGAACCGUCAAGAAUACAUUCGUUAACUUUCAACGAAUUGUCUUCGGUACAAACGUAUUGUACAUAACAUAGUCAAAUACACCUUGAGAUUAGUAAAACAUUGUAUGAACAUUUGUUUAUGCAAGAAAAUAAAUAACUAGGAAAGGUUUUAUUCACAGGCUGCAACUAUUUUUGAUAGCCUGUUAGACAGCAACAGAAGACUUCGAUUAGACAUAAUACGCGUUGGAGAAGACUGAGGAUACGUUUCAAUCGACUCGAAUUACUUUUAAAAAAAAACAAAAAAACAAUGAACGUUGGGGAAGAGAAUCUGUUGAAAUCGAUCAGCAAUGAUACUUUGCUGGAUCUGACUCAGCGCUACGGGCAGUCAGCUUUCGGCUUUGGUGCUGGCCAUGGUGCUGGAAGUCCCGGGCGCUAUCCUCUUACACCGGCUGCUGAUUUCCUCUCCGGUCAGACAGCGAAAUCCACCGAGAGCGGCGGGGAACAGACCAGCGACGACGACGACGCUUUCGACCCUCUAGAUCCCAGGAAGAGAAGUUCGGGUUUCGACGACGACAAACAUUCGGGCUCACUGGCCAAGAAGCCUAAAGAGCAGAGGUCGCUGCGCUUAAGCAUCAAUGCACGGGAGCGUAGAAGAAUGCAUGACCUCAAUGACGCAUUAGACGGCCUGAGGUCUGUGAUCCCUUACGCUCACAGUCCAUCCGUGAGAAAACUAUCCAAAAUAGCGACUUUGUUGCUGGCGAAGAACUACAUCUUAAUGCAGGCGCAAGCUCUGGAGGAAAUGAGAAGGCUGGUGGCUUAUUUGAACCAGGGACAAACCAUUACGUCGCCCAUUCCGACGGCACUGGCUCCCUUUGGACAAGCAGCUGUGUAUCCAUUCACGGGUACUGCUCUAGCCACUUGCGCCGAUAAAUGCACUUCUUACUCCGGGACACCUUCAAGUCUCUUCAAACACUGCAAUGACAAGCCUUGACUCGGCCUCCUCCCUCGCCUUUGCUCGCAACAUCCACAUGAUGGUCUCUCUGCUUAUUGAAAUUAUUCUGUUGGAAAAUUUUAGUCGAAUACGUAAUCCUAAACUAUGUGUUUAAAAUCACUGCUACAAUGUUUCAUCCAGAUUUAUCAAAAGAUGACCUUUCUUAUUAAAUGAUUGAAUAUAGGUUUGGGAAUGAGCAUUCAAAUCGCUGUUAACCUUAAAGUUGUGCUCCUUUUUUAUCUGUCUUUCUCUCUUUUGAAUAAUUUGCUUCCAAACGUGUAGAAGGCAUUACUGUUGUGAUAGCCUUCGAUGGGUCAUGCUCAGCUGUCCAGCUCAAAAGAUAUGUCAGCGCCUUUUAUGUAUGUAUUAGAUGCCGAAAAAAUAAGUUCCAGUGGUUUUCAUUUAGUAAACAAUAUGUGAACUAUGCAACAUUCUGAGCAGAUACAGAAAAGAGUUUACUGUACGAGGAAUACAUUACUGUCACUUAUAUCCUGCUACUGUGCCACUGCUAGAGGUGUGUCCGUCGGUAUUUCUGAUUCUGAAUGACGACUCUCUUGACCAAGGUUCAACCUACGUGGAAAAAUCUCUAUAUAGUGUAAUAUAUAUUUUUUGAAAAGAUGUAUUGAGGAUGUUGACUUUGUUAUUGCACAAUUCACUUGAUUGUAUUGUACUGUGGAAAACUACUUGAUAAAAGAAUGGAUAUCAAGGUACCGGUUACAAAAAAAAUACUGAAACAAACAUGUGGUUGUGGUGAGACAUUGAAUUUCAUAUAUUGUUUAUAUGUCUUUAUAAUUAAAACAUAUAUAUGCUUGA